AUGGCGCAUGGCCCGGACUGGGUCUCUCAGUCUUGGUGUUUCUUAUGGAUAUUUACGCUUCUUUUGAGUGAAUCUCAAACAAAAAAGACCCAGACAUUUUAUAUGGACGGAGUGGAGUGUGGCGAUACAAAACAUAUAGGGGGCGCUACUGUGUAUUCACAUAAUGUGGAAAAGGACAUGUAUUAUGGUGAAGCCAUUUCGUGCAGUAUAACAUUUCGACCUGAGAACAAUGGUUGGAAACUUAUGUUACGCAUUAUAGAAUUGGAUAUACCUGACCGACUGCCAAGUGGAGUGUGUAAUGAUGCUUUAUAUAUUUAUGAUACAGAUUCUAUAUAUGCUGCAGCCAUGGAAGAGGCUGGAGGUAACAUGGGAUUGUGUGGAAAUGUAAUACCACCCACACUAUAUUCUUCAGGCUCUGUUAUGACUGUUCAUUUUAGAUCAGAUGUCGAUAUUCACAAAAUCGUAAAAGGAAGAGGAUUUAAGUUUAUAAUUACAGCAUAUAGCGAUGAUUUCAAAGAGCAUGGUACAUGCGGAUCAAGGUUUAAGUGUACAAACGAAUGGUGUGUUGACGAGGACCUUACAUGUGACAAUGUCGACCAUUGUGGUGACUACUCAGACGAAUCCACAGAGGGCACGUUGAAAUGUGGGGUUAAAGAUGAGAGUUUUUUAAACCAGUUCAUGGCACUUGGAGUGACCGCCUCAGUGACCAUCACCGUGGGCAGUCUUCUGGUGGUCAUUGUAUGUAUUGUGUCCAUCGUCUGUUGCUGUCGACGCAUUCUAUGUAAGCCAGCACAAGACACAUCGUCAACACCAAGUGCUGUGACGACAACACCAACAUCAGUCCUGACAAAUGGUGCCCCACCCGCACUUCAUUACAACAACCUGAACAACCUACAAGGUAAAAUUAACAAUGGCCGCCAGGUUCCAUUUGCUGGUCACAUGCACCAAGGAUACUACCCCAUGCAGCCUGUGUUCCAGUCGCCAAACCACAGCGCCAUCUAUUCAGCGUAUCGUGAAGGAUUCACAAACUCUGCUAACAGCGCAUACUCCUCACAUUCACAAUCACAGCCACCAUCAUAUCAUCGCUCAUGUACGCCGACAAGCUCUCGGUCGGGAAAGUCCAAUCGUUCUAAUAACAGUACAAGUGUCACUUAUAGUCAAGGCACCGACAAGGUUUCACUUCCUGUCAACUUAUAG
Molecule: messenger RNA, 1197 nt
Organism: Ylistrum balloti
Lineage: Eukaryota; Metazoa; Mollusca; Bivalvia; Pectinida; Pectinidae
Exons: 7
Coding region: 1-1197 (398 amino acids)
Molecular function (GO): protein binding
Source: RefSeq, a predicted model, not a curated record